CAAAUCAAACUCCCUCACUCCACAACAAAAUUUUCUCUUCUCGUUCUUUCUCACAUCUUCUGCUGCUUGGUUUCUUGGAACCAAAUCACUCGCUCCUCGUUGCGCACAAAAGGCCUGUCAGAUUCAGCCAAGGUUUUUGCAUCAUUAUUCAUUACUGUCCGGUGAUAGUCUAGAUAUGGAAGACAAAUCUACAAUCUCUCUAAAAAUCAAGACUGAGGAUAAAAAGCCAGGUGAUGUGAAGGAAGAUAAGACUCAGGUAGAACUGAAGCUGAAGAACAAAUCACUAGAAAAAGAGAAUUUAGAUAUGGAAGAAAAAUCUACAAUCUGUCUUAAAAUCAAGACUGAGGAUGAAAAACCAGGUGAUGUGAAGGAAGAUAAGACUGAGGUAGAACUGAAGCUGAAGAGCAAAUUACUAGAAAAAGAGAAUAAACACGAGGAUGAAAUAAAGGAAAAUGAUGCAGAAGAUAACGGUGGGGAUGGUAAAGAGAAGAAACGGAAGGAUAAGGAGGAAAAGGACAAGAGAAAAAUGGAAAAGAAAGAAAAAGAGGACAAAAAUGGCACAAAGAAGGGCAAAGAGAAAGAAAAUGAUGGCAAGGAUGGCGAAGAUAAGAUGGAGAAGAAAGACAAGGAGAAGGGAAGGGAAAAGAAGGGCAAGGGUGAAGAAGUAGAUAUUGAAAAUAAAAAGGGAAAAGACAAUGAAGGUAAAGACAAGGAGAAAAGGAAGGAUGAGGAGAAGAAGAAAAAGGAAAAGGAUGAAGAAAUUGAGAGAAAGAAGGUCAAGGGAAAAGAAGAUGGAGGAGAGGAUUGUGAAGACAAGAAGGAAAAGAUGGAAAAGAAGUUGAAGGAGAAGACAAAGGAAAAGCAGGACAAGGAUGAAGGAAAGGACACAUUGAAGAAAAAGGGAAAAGAGGAUGAUGAUGAAGAGAAUAAUAAUAAGAAUAGGGAUAAGAAAGAAAAGGAGGAGGAGAAGAAAAAGGAAAAGAAGGACAAGGAUGAAAAAAUCAAGCUAGAGAAGGACAAAGGAAAAACUGAUGAAGGAGAAGAUGGAGAAGAGAAGAAAAAAAAGAAGGAUAAGAAGAAAAAAGAAAAUAAGGAUAAGGGUGAGGAGGAUGAUGGGGAAGAAGAGGGUGAGAAAGAUGGGAGGAAAACAAUCAAAAAGAAAGAGAAGAAACCUGAAGAAAUAGUGGAUAAGGAAGGUGGCAAUGUUGAAGUUGCUUCAAGGAAGUUAGAUGAACAAAAAAAUGAGCAAGAAGAGGAGGCAGAUGAGCAAAAAGAUGAUGCCAAGGAAGUCAAAGAGAAGAAGAAAAAUGAAGACAAGGACAAAGGUGGGAAGAAGAGAAAGCUAACUGGAAAGGCCAAGUCCAAGGAUCUCAGCAAGCUGAAGCAAAAGCUUGAAAUGAUUAAUGGAAAAAUAGAAGCACUCCUUGAAAAAAAGGCAGACAUAGAAAGACAGAUAACAGAAGCAGAAGAGGAAGGUAAGGUAGUAGUCAUCGAGAAGGCCAAGGAUGUGGUAGAGUAGCAGUUCAAGAUAUGCUUUAUUAGCAUGCAAACAAUGUAUAUAUUAAAUCAGCACUAGAUGAAUGGCUUUGUGUGAAUAAACCUGUCUUCUGAUUGAGUGAUAAAUGAUACAUU
Molecule: messenger RNA, 1632 nt
Organism: Gastrolobium bilobum
Lineage: Eukaryota; Viridiplantae; Streptophyta; Magnoliopsida; Fabales; Fabaceae
Product: spore wall protein 2-like
Exons: 2
Coding region: 176-1519 (447 amino acids)
Source: RefSeq, a predicted model, not a curated record